Nematocida homosporus is the source of this 1512-nucleotide messenger RNA. RefSeq lists its product as uncharacterized. The transcript has a single exon. Lineage: Eukaryota; Fungi; Microsporidia. The record is from RefSeq and is a predicted model, not a curated record. The coding region runs from base 1 to 1512 and encodes 503 amino acids.
AUGGCCUUAGAAUACAUUGAAGUCCAGAUUGGAGAGUGGGAGAAAUUCAACAACCGCCAUAAAUCGGAUAUGCUAGAUAAGAUCAAAACAAUUCUUAAGAAUAGUGAUGGCGAUCUGAGUAUCAACAAGGUAUCCCUGGCUUACCACUACAUUGCUCGCCAAAUCAACAUUCGUAACAUUGUGGCUAUAAACGGCACAACGGACGAAGAGGCCCACCGGAUCAAAGAAACAGUUUUUGGCCACGAACUGCUUAGCCCGCGCCUAUCGAUUGCACAGUUUCUAGAGCGCAUGGUCAAUAAUACUUUAUCGCCACGAGCUGGGAUAGAUAUUCUGCUUGAUAUCAUACAUGCCAGCGUGUCCAAUCGCUUCACCCUGUACAAAAACGUCUACAACUUAGAGAUCCAGACGAAUCGGCGGCAGCUGUACAGCUACACCCGGAUUUUAGAGAAGGUUUGGGAGUUCCAUCGGAAUACAAAGAACGCGCUCUAUCAGUUGGCCUGCCUUGAAAAACUCAUUGAAGAUAACGUCCCAGACAAGAUCCCGGGCAAUCGGCUGCACACCUUGGAGUACAUGCGCAACUACAUGAAGAACAAAGACUUGUACGAAGAGAUCAAAGGACUGUUGCAUCUGAUUGAGAAAAAGCGGCGGCGUGGAGAGCAGUUCAGGAAAUCUGAUCUGAUUUUGGCCAAAAGCAUUUCUGGGCACUUUGUAGACCUGUCCUACGACUCGUACUAUAUCUAUGGCUAUGGCCCGAACGAUCUGCUCUUCCUGUAUUACGAACUGUUUCAUGCCCACAACAAACGGCAGUUCACUGCGCAAAAGAAGCGGCUGAAUCAAUGUAUAUACCAGCACAUUAAGGAGAUUAGACGAGUCCGCGCGCGAAUCAGAAAAGACCGCACUAUCACCAAGCAAGUCAAAACAUCCAAGCUAAAUCGCAUUGAGCAGCUCAAGUUCAUUUUUAUCAACCGAAACUUCUCGUUCCUAUCAUACAAGAUAGUGCCUUGGGUUAACUCUUUUCUGGGCUGGUUCUUUGUUAAGGUUUGUGUCUUCUACUUUGCUGAUCUGGCCUUGUCUUUGAGCGAUAAACCGUGCAUGUUAGACUGUCAAGAGCUUGAGUUCAAGACUAAGCUGGUACUGGCUAUCUUGCUGAUUUUUACUUCGGCCAUUGGCUCGUAUGUGGCUAUUCUUCAACAAGUAGGUUACACGCGCGGGGGUGUUUACGGUAAGAUUAAAGAGCGGCCUAUUAGAGUCUGUUUCCAGUUUAUUUUGUUGAUAGGAGUUGGCCUUCUCUACUACAUCCUGCCUAAGUCUGAUGACAUGACCUUUACCCGGAUGCCAGUUCUUGGGCUGCUUGCUGUGCUGGCUCUUCUUUGCCUGGUGGGCGCAGAUCCUUGGCUGCGAUAUGAAUACGUCUUUUCCUUUACAGACAACCACAAAGCAUUUGUUACUAUAACGUACACCCUUUCUCUAGUAACUAUUGGCCUAAUAACUCUACUGUUGCGACAGGCUUGA